UAUAUAUAUAUAUUAUAUAUAUAUUUUUCUUAUUUAUUUAUUUAUUUUUGAUCAUCUUUUUUUUUUAAAAAAAUUCAUUAUCAUUUAAUUUUUCAAAAUUUCGUUUAACAAAGUGAUUCUAAUUAAAGAAAGUGUCGUAGUUACGAUAAUGAAAGAUCAGUUGAGAUAUGCGGAUUUUCCAAAAGUCGAUGAUGGAAGAACGUACCAUGUCGGAGUCAAACGUGGUGAAGUCGCUAAUCGAAUCAUAACGGUUGAAGAUCCUUCAAGAGCAUUGGUAAUUGAGAGACUUUUAGAUCGUAAUCCAAAACCAUUUAUUCUUGAUUCAGGAAGAGGUUUUUUAACAAUAACAGGACGUUAUAAAACCAUACCUAUUAGUAUAAUUUCGAUAUUUUACGGAUUUUCUAUGAUGGAUUUUUUUAUAAGAGAAGUUAGACAAGUAGUUGAUGGUCCUUUAGUUAUAAUUCGAUUGGGAUCUUGUGGUUCAAUAUCUCAUCCAAAUAUUGGUGAUGUGAUAGUACCAAGUGGUGCAUUUUCCGUAACGAAAAAUUAUGAUUAUUUUAUUCAUGGGAUUGAUACAAAAGAUGCUUUUCCUAUCGUAGAUUCUCCUUAUAAUAUAUCAAAAAUAACUUAUUGUGAUCGUGAAAUGUGUGAGAUGUUACAAAGAGAAUUCAGUAAAGUCUUGACGACAACUCCAAUAUUCUCUGGUUUAAAUGCUUCUACAGAUAGUUUUUAUUCUUCUCAAGGUCGUCUUGAUGAUAAUUUUCUUGAUGAAAAUCAUGAUGUGAUCAACUCUGUCUUUCAAAAAUAUCCAAAUGCUUUAACAAUGGAUAUGGAAACUUUUAUUUUAUAUCAUUUAUCAAAUAUUAGUAUAACAACUCUUGUAUCCCCCUCUCAAUUACAACAAUCACAAUCAAGUUCCAAUUUAUCUGAUGUAGAUUUAUUAAACGGUAGAAAAUCUUUACAUCAAUCAAGAAGUUCUUUUGAUAUUACAUCAAAACAAAGAUGUUCAAUGGAUGUAUCAAGAAGGAAGAAUAAUACUUUUUCUAUUUCAGCAAAUAAUUCAAAUAUUCAUCGUCCUCAUAGACAUCAUUUAAAUAAUAGUUCAAGAGAUUUAAAUUCAAAUAAUCAAUUACAUCAUCAAUAUAAUGCAAUUAAUAGUAUAAGAUCAACUUCCGCUCUUGUCGUAUUUUGUGAUAGGAAAACAAAUGAAUUCAUUUCUGAUGAUAUGAUAAAUUUAUUAGAUCCUUUAUGUGGUGAAGCUUGUUUAAAUACUUUGAUAAAGAUUGAAAUUAAAGAAUCUCAUAAUGAAGAAGGAAGUGUUUGGAGUAAUAAAUUAAUGGAUAAAUCAAAAAAAGAGAAUAAAAUUGUUAAAAUGAUUAAAAGAAAGUUUUCGGUAUAAAUCGUACCUUUUUAAGAGAUAUUACUUUCUUUUUUCUUUCUUUUUUUUCUGUU
This is a messenger RNA of Rhizophagus irregularis DAOM 181602=DAOM 197198, 1452 nucleotides long. RefSeq lists its product as uncharacterized. The record is from RefSeq and is a predicted model, not a curated record. Gene Ontology annotation, molecular function: uridine phosphorylase activity. Gene Ontology annotation, biological process: uridine catabolic process. NCBI's taxonomy places the organism in Eukaryota, Fungi, Glomeromycota, Glomeromycetes, Glomerales, Glomeraceae. Gene Ontology annotation, cellular component: cytosol.